Molecule: messenger RNA, 1344 nt
Organism: Gossypium raimondii (Peruvian cotton)
Lineage: Eukaryota; Viridiplantae; Streptophyta; Magnoliopsida; Malvales; Malvaceae
Exons: 2
Coding region: 226-732 (168 amino acids)
Source: RefSeq, a predicted model, not a curated record
AGUGCCGCUAAAGGUCAUAGUCUUUAGCGGCGUUUGUGGGAAAGCGCCGCUAAAAGUCAUCAUCUUUAGCGGCGAUUGUGGGAAAGGGCCGCUAAAGGUCAUAGUCUUUAGCGGCGUUUGUGGGAAAAGCGCUGCUAAAGGUCAUGACCUUUAGCGGCGUUUAUUUCUAAAAACGCCGCAAAAGUUAGCGACGCUGUCAAUAGCGGCGUUUUUUUUGCUGUAGUGAUGCUAUGUAAAUGUCCCUAUCUUGUUUUGCAGGAUUGGUUACAAUUACAAACGUUUUAUAAUAGGCUCAACAAGAACUUGCGAUUGAGUCUCAACAAAGCAUUCGCAAGGGUGUUUGUAUCAAAGACUUACGCGAAGGGAUGCCAAUUGAUUGAAGACAUGACAAUGAAUUCCUACAUGUGGUUUGUUGAAUGGUUCACGUACAGAGCUAAAAAACCAACUGUGAAUGUGGUUGGUAAGGAGGAUAAGUUCCAACAACCCCUCGAGAGGUUGAACAAUCUCAAAGUUAGCUUGGCUCAAUCACAAGGUCCCAACCAGCCCCAUCUAAUGAAUGCAAAUGUAGGGCACAAACAUGACGACGCUAAAUGGGGGAGCCACCAAGAAAAUGCUCAUUCUAAGGAAGUUCGAUGUCACAACAUAGGGAGCAGAAUACAAGAAUCUCAAGACUACCAUCGGUGUCGUGACACAGCCAUGGGAUGUCGCGACACACCCCUAAAGCUACCCUGAACCUGAGCAUACUACCUUCGAUGUCGCAACACAGGCACUAAGGUGCCGCGACAUCGGUUCUAUACGAGAAAUACUUACGAGCCAAUGUUAGUUUGGUCCGCACAAUCAAAACUUAAACACGAGAGUGUUUACUUACCUAGGGUUGAGGACGACGAAAAUCAUAACUCUAUAAAUAGGCUCUUAAACACUUGUUAAAGACAGCUUUUUAUAUUCUAAGUUUUUCUUUGUAGAUUUAGUCUUUAGUUUUUCCUUUCUUUUAGGAUUUAAGUUUAUUUCAGUCCUUUGGAAGAAUAUUCUGCACCGUUUACACCGCAAUGCUUAACAGUCUAUAAAGGUUUAAAAAGGAGUGGGUGAGUUUUACAAGCUUAGUGAAUAAUUAGAAUAAUUACCACGGAAACAUGUCAUCAUGCAUUAUCGAAACAACUGUAUAGCGUAAUUACAACAUUAUUCAUUAAUUGUCAUAUUACUUGUUCAUGCAUUAUUCAUUAAUUCAUUUACAUAGUAAUCACAUGCUCAUUUAGGCAUAUAUGACAUUACACAUAUUCACAUUUUAUGAUAAUUUGGCACUUGUGCUAUGAAACAUAAAACUGGGUUCUAUCACCACUCAUCAGA